UUUAGUUGUUUGAACCGUUUGCUCAAUUCCAGGUGGAUUCCGCCUCUCAGUCUUCAAGAUGAGAUCCUUUGCGACCUUCAUCACACUUCUCCUCCCACUCGUCUCCGCCCAUGGCCGCAUAACCAACAUCACUACCUCCUCCGGAGCCGUAUACCAAGGAUGGGAUCCCGAAAUGGCUAAGGGUACCACACCCGCGCCUGCCCUCGCUGCCUGGUCUGCCUCGAAUCUCGGAAAUAUAUUCGUCUCGCCGGCACAAUUCAACACAGCCAACAUAACCUGUCACAUAAACGCAAAACCCGGAUCCUUGCACAUCAACACGACCGCAGGCGAUAUGUUAAGGUUAAGGUGGAAUGAGUGGCCGGUUAGCCAUAAAGGGCCGGUAUUGACAUAUCUUGCAAGUUGCAACACGACGUGUGCGGGGGUGGAUAAGGAAAAGUUGCGAUGGGUGAAGAUAGAUCAGCAAGGGUGGCUGAACUCUUCUGGGUGGGAGCAACUAGGGGGCACAUGGGCAACUGAUGUCCUGAUCGCCAAUCAUUUCACCUGGACCGUCAAAGUCCCAUCCGACCUCGCCGACGGUGCAUAUGUCUUGCGUCACGAGAUCAUCGCACUUCAUGUCGCAAACGAAACCGAUGGUGCCCAGGCUUAUCCGCAGUGCGUAAAUUUAAAGGUUGGAAAGGCUGCUGCACAGAUUGACGGAGGGGUACAGGGUGAGAAACUGUAUGGAGAGAAGGAUAAGGGGAUAUUAGUAGAUAUUCAUCAUAAGAUCAGUGGGUACGAUAUUCCGGGUCCGGGUAUGUGGAGUGGAGCAACGACCAUCAAGCAGCCAAACGAGAAGAGAAACAUCAAGAGAGGAUGA
Messenger RNA from Lindgomyces ingoldianus, 856 nucleotides. RefSeq names its product glycoside hydrolase. NCBI's taxonomy places the organism in Eukaryota, Fungi, Ascomycota, Dothideomycetes, Pleosporales, Lindgomycetaceae. The record is from RefSeq and is a predicted model, not a curated record. Bases 59 to 856 code for a protein of 265 amino acids. The transcript has 2 exons.